AUGAGCCGACAACCACCCAAGAGCAUCCCACUUACCGCCAACAUGUCCUCCCCCGGGCAACCAAACACCGCCACUAUUGCCGCCUUGAAAACCAGAAGUUCUCGAACAAAAUUUUGUGGUGCAUUUGGUGAUUGCAUGACAAAACCUACCAUUGCUUCUUCACCACCUCGUCAAUCUAACUCUAGACUCGAACUUCAGGUGGAAGAGCUACACAAAGAAGUGAAGAAAGAGAAAGAAUUAAAGUCUAUGUACAAGAUAAGGCUGGAAAGAACACAAGAUUACCUAAAAUACUGUCUACAAGUAGCACAAGACAACGGAUUCUUAAACCAUAUUAUUAACAAAAAAGAUAACCCUCAAGAAUCGUCUCCUACUUCCUCAUCUGCCAUUGUUCAAGCUUCUACAAAUCCUCGAACACCACCAAAUGUCCAACAAAAUACCAAUCUUUUAGCUCUCAUCGAGCAAGCCAAGCUCAACGGAUGGUACAUUGAUCCACAUGAGAUUGAAUUACACAAGAAAGUAGCUCAAGGGAGCACGGCGGAAAUAUACAAAGCAACAUGGAGAGGCCUAGAAGUCGCAGUGAAAUGCAUAUUUCCUGAUUUUUUCAGAUUAAACGAUUGUGGCGUUAGCUUCUUUGCUCAAGAGGUGGAAACCCUAUCAAGACAACGACACACAUACGUACUCAGGCUAAUGGGUGCGUGUCUUGACCCACCGAACCAUGGGUGGGUGGUUACAGAAUUCAUGAACAUGACUUUGAAGGAUUGGCUACAUGGUCCGGGUAAGAGGAGGAAAGAACGAGUCACCCCACUUCCUCCUUUUGAAGAGAGAUUAGCCAAGGCACUAGAGAUUGCUCAAGGGAUGCAGUAUUUACAUGAGCAUAAGCCUAUGAUUAUACAUAGGGAUUUAAAACCAAGUAAUAUAUUUAUGGAUGAUGCGUUUCAUGUGAGAGUUGCGGAUUUUGGGCAUGCACGAUUCUUGUCGGAUGAAGAAAAAGCGUUUACGGGUGAAACGGGGACAUAUGUAUACAUGGCCCCAGAGGUGAUUCGAAGUGAGCCAUACGAUGAAAAAUGUGAUGUUUUCAGUUUCGGAAUCAUACUCAACGAGCUUCUAACCGGCAAUUACCCAUACAUAGAGACAGACUAUGGUCCCUCCAAGAUUGCAUUACAAGUUGGGGAGGGCAAGAUAAGGCCAGCACUUCCAGAGCAUGAAGAUAACAUUGAAGAUUUAAUUCAACUGAUUCAACUCUCAUGGGAUGAAGACCCUGAAUAUAGACCCUCUUUUGGUACAAUUACCCGGGGUUUGACAAUGAUUUAUGAUAGAUUUAUUAAUGCCCCAUAG
Molecule: messenger RNA, 1335 nt
Organism: Lactuca saligna
Lineage: Eukaryota; Viridiplantae; Streptophyta; Magnoliopsida; Asterales; Asteraceae
Source: the annotation of a GenBank genome assembly